AUGCGAGUGAAUCAAGUUGCGGCAGGAUACUUAUCACGUUUUAACAUUGUCCGCACAAAAUUGAUCGAUAACGAAACAACGCCUCUGCAAAUCGGAAACGGAAACUUUGCAUUCAAUGUCGACAACACUGGCAUGCAGACAUUCCUGCCCUUCAACACCUUGUCAAGCUGGGCAUGGCAUAAUGACUCACUACCUGCGGACGGGUGCGGCAAGAUCCCUGCACAGCCCAAUUCAGGUCGACGACUGACCAUAUGCAGUGAACUACCAUCAGACUACCACGGCGUACCGCGCGAGACAUACGGCCGCCAAGUUUACUACGACGCUUUGCCGGAUCCCAACCUCAAGCAAGCAACGCAGUGGCUAAUUGGCAACCCCAAUCGUAUCAACUUGGGACGUAUAGGGCUCACAUACAAAGGCGCUACAGUUUCUGCAUCACAGAUCACUCAACCGAAACAGGUUCAGGACUUAUGGAAUGGAAUCAUUACCUCCACAUUCGAAAUCGACGGGAAAUAUGUAAAAGUCAUCACCCAAGGCGAUUUUGAAGAAGACGCAGUAGCAUUCAGGGUAGAGUCAGAGCUACUGAAGAGCGGAGAUCUGGGUGUGGAACUAGAUUUUCCGUAUCCGCCCAUUCAUACAACAGCUUACAAGUACGAGGUGAGCGAAUGCGAUCUUCCAAGCGAGUUGGCGCUCAGACGUAAUCCAUCUCCACCCUCAACCAUCCAGAAGCGUAAUAAGCUUGAGUGGAACAAAUAUUGGCAAGAAGGAGGAUUUGUCGACGUCACUGCGUCAUCUAAUCUGAAUGCGACAGAGUUGCGCAGGAUCGUUACGUCCCAAUAUCAUGUGAGGGUAAACAGCGCAGCGAAUGGCCAGUCACCCCAGGAGAGUGGUUUGAUGAACAAUGGGUGGUAUGGUAAAUUUCACAUGGAGAUGGUUAUAUGGCAUAAUGCGCACUGGGCAACAUGGGGCAAACAAAAGUACUUCGACAACAUCUUCCCAGAGCUCUACGAAAGGCUGCUCCCAUCCUCGCUCGCUCGAGCCAAAGCCAUGGGCUGGCAAGGCGCUCGUUGGCCCAAAAUGACCGACCCUAUCUAUGGGAUCAACUCACCAGGCGACAUCAACGGCGUACUACUAUGGCAACAGCCUCAUCCCAUGUAUCUCGCUAACCUGGCAUACCAAGCAUCUCCGACACGCAAAACUCUGGAGCGUUGGGACCGCGUUCUCACCGAGACGGCAAACUAUAUGGCUUCUUAUGCUGGCCUCAAUAACAGCACCGGAAAAUACGAUCUCGGUCCUCCCUCAUACGGUGUGACAGAGAACACGCCGCCGAACUCUACCCGCAACCUUGCCUACGAAAUCGCAUAUUGGCGCUACGGUCUCGAUGCUGCACGAGAAUGGAAGCACAAACUCGGUCAACGCAUCCCCGAGAAGUGGACACACGUCGCUGCGAACCUCGCCCUCCCGCCGCAAGUCGACGGCUUGUAUGCCGUGUAUAACGGCUUGAAUAGCUCGUGGUGGAAUGACACAAAGCUCACCGGCGACCCACGAAGCCUCAUCAUGCUCCAAGGCAUCUUACCCGACACACCUGCCGUGGAUCCUAAAAUCGCUUUAGCUACCGCAGAAAAAGUCGCGCAGGUAUGGACAGACGACAAGAUCCGCGGAUGGGGUCGCCCUGUUCUGGCUAUCAAUAGCGCCAGGAUCGGGAAUCCGUCGAGGGCGAUGUAUCACCUUACAGCAUACGACUACUGGAAAUUUGAUGAUGCAGGGUUUGCGAUCAGAGGUGGCGAUGGGGGAACGCCGCCGCCGUUUAUGCCAGGUAAUGCCGGGUUUUUGUACGCGGUUGCUUAUGUGGUUGGAGGGUGGUCGGGAUCGAAGGGGGAUGCGCCGGGUGUACCAAAAGGGGAAGGAUUGGUUGUGAAGCAUGAGGGUUUGAUGAAGGCUCUCUGA
Didymosphaeria variabile is the source of this 1944-nucleotide messenger RNA. RefSeq lists its product as uncharacterized. The record is from RefSeq and is a predicted model, not a curated record. The transcript has 5 exons. NCBI's taxonomy places the organism in Eukaryota, Fungi, Ascomycota, Dothideomycetes, Pleosporales, Didymosphaeriaceae. Bases 1 to 1944 code for a protein of 647 amino acids. Gene Ontology annotation, biological process: carbohydrate metabolic process.